Molecule: messenger RNA, 1984 nt
Organism: Arvicanthis niloticus (Nile rat)
Lineage: Eukaryota; Metazoa; Chordata; Mammalia; Rodentia; Muridae
Gene: Usf2
Product: upstream transcription factor 2, c-fos interacting
Biological process (GO): regulation of transcription by RNA polymerase II
Molecular function (GO): protein dimerization activity; DNA-binding transcription factor activity, RNA polymerase II-specific; RNA polymerase II cis-regulatory region sequence-specific DNA binding
Source: RefSeq, a predicted model, not a curated record
AGUCGCGGCGGCGGCGGCGGCGAGCGCUCAGGGAAGCAGGCCCCAGGCCGCGUGCGGCGGGCAGGCGGGCGGGGGGCAGCUGAGCUGUGGCCCGGAGCCUCGCGCCGCCCGGAGCCGGCGGCGGGCGGAGGCGGAGGCGGCAGGAGGAGGCGGCAGCUGCAGGAGUAGCGGCGGCGGCGGCGGCGGCGGCGGCAUCUCCUCCUCACAUGACCCCACUGUUUGUCCCCGUGAUCAGCGCGAGCGGCUCCCGUGUCUCCUCCGUCCCCUCCUGCCGCGCGGCGUGAGCGCCGGGCUCGGGCCCCCCCGGCCGCCCGCCCCCUCCCCUCCCUCCCCUCCCCUCCCCCCCCGCCCCCCCCAUGGACAUGCUGGACCCGGGUCUGGAUCCCGCUUCCUCGGCCACCGCUGCUGCCGCCGCCAGCCACGACAAGGGACCCGAGGCCGAGGAGAGCGUUGAGCUGCAGGAAGGCGGGGACGGCCCGGGGGCUGAGGAGCAGACGGCGGUGGCCAUCGCCAGCGUCCAGCAGGCGGCGUUCGGCGACCACAAUAUCCAGUACCAGUUCCGCACAGAGAGUAAUGGAGGCCAGGUGACAUACCGCGUAGUCCAGGUGACUGAUGGUCAGCUGGACGGCCAGGGCGACGCGGCCGGCGCCGUCAGCGUCGUGUCCACCGCUGCCUUCGCGGGGGGGCAGCAGGCUGUGACCCAGGUGGGUGUGGAAGGGGCAGCCCAGCGCCCCGGCCCUGCCGCUGCCUCUGUACCCACAGGUCCUGCAGCACCCUUCCCGCUGGCUGUAAUUCAAAAUCCAUUCAGCAAUGGUGGCAGCCCGGCGGCCGAUGCUGUCAGCGGGGAGGCACGGUUUGCUUAUUUUCCAGCAUCCAGUGUGGGUGAUACCACAGCUGUGUCUGUUCAAACUACAGACCAGAGCCUACAGGCCGGAGGCCAGUUCUAUGUCAUGAUGACACCCCAGGAUGUGCUUCAGACAGGAACACAGAGGACAAUUGCACCCCGGACACACCCCUAUUCUCCGAAAAUUGAUGGCACCAGAACUCCUCGAGAUGAGAGAAGAAGAGCUCAGCACAAUGAAGUGGAGCGGAGAAGGAGGGACAAGAUCAACAACUGGAUCGUCCAGCUUUCAAAAAUCAUUCCAGAUUGUCAUGCAGACAACAGUAAGACAGGAGCGAGUAAAGGGGGCAUCCUGUCAAAGGCUUGCGAUUACAUCCGGGAGCUACGUCAGACCAACCAGCGCAUGCAGGAGACCUUCAAGGAGGCAGAGCGGCUGCAGAUGGACAAUGAACUCCUGAGGCAGCAGAUCGAGGAGCUGAAGAACGAGAACGCCCUGCUUCGAGCCCAGCUGCAGCAGCACAACCUGGAAAUGGUGGGCGAGAGCGCCCGGCAGUGAUGCCCGGCAGUGAUGCCCGCCAGCUCACCCUUCAGCUGCUGCCGGCCUCUGCUGCCCCUCCCCCAGCCCUUAGCACAGAGAGGGAGAUGCCCCUCCCCAAGCUGCGUUUUUUUAUAGUAGAUUUUUAACAAAAACAAGGAGACAUAAUGCAUUUCUGUUGAUACAUUGCCCACUACCCUCCUCCAUGCGGGAACGCUGCCCACCUGCCCAUCUGUCCACCAGCCUCCCUUCUCAGUCCUCACCGGCCCAUCACUUAGAGUGGGCUCCUCAGGAGGAGCAAGGGAGGGGACAGAGGCCCCGCUGCCCGCGGCCUCCUUGGUCUCUAGAGGUAUUGAGACAGGGUGCUUAUGGGAAGGAGGGAGCUUUGGGGAUGGGGGCCUUCCCUGGGGCCUGGACCUAUGCAGGGAGGCCAUGCCCCCCACCCCUCUUGUUUCUGGAUCCCUACUCCCCUCUGGGUGUGUGGGUGUGUGUGUGUAUGCGCGUGUGUGCGUGUGUGUGUUUUAAUUUUCUUUAUGGAAAAUGGACAAAAAAAAUAGAGAGAGAGGUAUUUAACUGCAAUAAACUGGCCAGUGUGGCCCCGCCUUGUC